AUGCCUCGAGACAGCGGGGGCGGCCCACCCCUCGUAACUGUCGCGUUAACCCGCCGGCGGACCCUGAAAACGCGGCAAUUUUCGCCGGCCGGCUCACCUCGGCCCCUGGCGCCGCGCCGCUUUGACGGCUUAAUCAGGGUCCGCGCUGGGGCGUCCGCCCCCGGCAGCGGCCCUGGGGGCGGGAUAAAACGCGGCUCCCUGCCCCGGCACAGAUUAGAUCGGCCGCAGUGUUGUGCUGCCCGCGCCGCCCCUUAUAGAGUGCGGCCAGCAGCAGCAGGGACACGCCACGCCUCUGUGCUGCCGCGGAUGCAACUGCUGGCAAACAUCGUCGUUGAACGUAGCACAGCGGAAGAGGUCCUGCGGCGGGACAAAAAGCGGUCCCGCCUGGCAGCGCGCGGUCCGCCGGCGCCGCCCACACAGGGCGGCGCGGCUGUUUGCGGAGCGCCGCCUGUGAAGUGCUUUCGGCUGGUGUCGGCUGCUGUGGUCGCCGGGACUGGUGUUGGCGCAGGGCGGCGGGCAAACUGCGGCCGCGAUUCGAUUGCGGGAGGCGGCGCUGGAGGCGGCGGGGGCGGAGGCGGCGGAGCCGGCAGAGGCGCGCAGGGGCCAGGCCGCGUGUUGACACGAGCCGCGCCUAAUGAUGGCGGCGCUUUGAUGUGCCUACACCCCGCAGGCCGCCGCGGGCAAACGGAAGUUGUCGCUGCAGGCACACAGAGGCCCGCGCCGGGGCCGUUCGCUCUGCCAGAAGACCCCGGUAGCCCGGGGGCGCCGGCUGCCGACGGUGCGGCGUUCGCCUUCCGGUCUGCGGCUGCCACCAGACGCUGGUUCCAUCUGAAACAUUUUCACCGCAAAUUUUUCGAAGCUGGCGCACCAAAAGGAAUCUUAUGUGCCCGAAAUGGGUAG
Molecule: messenger RNA, 900 nt
Organism: Schistocerca cancellata (South American locust)
Lineage: Eukaryota; Metazoa; Arthropoda; Insecta; Orthoptera; Acrididae
Product: potassium/sodium hyperpolarization-activated cyclic nucleotide-gated channel 4-like
Exons: 2
Coding region: 1-900 (299 amino acids)
Source: RefSeq, a predicted model, not a curated record